AUGGCAUUGAUAGGGUGUUAUCGUUCUCUAAGACUUUUGACGAGACAACAGGCUCGUUUUUUAUCCACUUCAAGGAAAAAUAGAGAAACUGUUACAGUUGCUGAGAAAGUGGAAAAGACGGAGACGGAUUGCAAGGUGAAAAAGAAUUGGGUUAGCUACGGUUUUGACUCUCGCGAUGAAACAAUGGAUCAAAAUGCAAUGCACUGUACAAUGUUUGCCACGAUUACACUAUGCAUAGUGUUUGGUGGGUUUUACUGGGCCUACGCUCCAGACUUCAAGCUGAUGAAUUGGGCCCAACGUGAAGCGUUCUUGGAAAUAAGAAGACGGGAAGCACUGGGCUGUCCCUUAAUUGAUCCCAAUCUGAUAGAUCCUGAGAAAGUUACUUUGCCCUCUGAUGAAGAGCUCGGUGAAACAGAAGUUAUAAUUUAA
Gryllus bimaculatus (two-spotted cricket) is the source of this 429-nucleotide messenger RNA. The record is from the annotation of a GenBank genome assembly. NCBI's taxonomy places the organism in Eukaryota, Metazoa, Arthropoda, Insecta, Orthoptera, Gryllidae.